Molecule: messenger RNA, 1486 nt
Organism: Fopius arisanus
Lineage: Eukaryota; Metazoa; Arthropoda; Insecta; Hymenoptera; Braconidae
Product: E3 ubiquitin-protein ligase ZNRF2
Exons: 4
Coding region: 544-1179 (211 amino acids)
Biological process (GO): protein K48-linked ubiquitination; proteasome-mediated ubiquitin-dependent protein catabolic process
Cellular component (GO): intracellular membrane-bounded organelle; membrane; cytoplasm
Molecular function (GO): ubiquitin protein ligase activity
Source: RefSeq, a predicted model, not a curated record
AUAUGUCGGCUAAAAUGUUUUUGCGCGAUAGCUCCCCCGUUGUUGGCUGAUUGUGGUUGGUUGGUGGUAACACUUUUACCUCCGAAAUGACUUGCUUAUCGCACCCACAAGUUGCGCGAUUUCGGCCUAAACAAAAUCCAACAGUGACCAAGUAAAAACUCCCACGUGAUCCCCCCCCAAAAAAAAAAACAAAAUCGAUCAAAGCCCAAGAGAAUAAAUCCGCCCAGUGUAACAAAAAACGAAAAAUAAGCAAAAACCCAAUUCCUCCAGUUGAAAAAAAAAAACACCCGGUGGGUGGGGGGUCCGAAGAUAAUUGAGGGUCUCCCAAUGCGUGAAACAAGCACAAGAAGAUAUCGAGAGGGAGAGAGAGAGAGAGAGGAUAAUCGUGUAAUGCAAACGAGUGUCUAAAAACAAUAAAAAUCGACUGGGGAAUAAAACACCAUUGGGAUAAAUUAAAUGCAGAGUACCUCAACAAUAGUGUGAACAGUUGUUCUACACGUUGGAAUAUAAAUAAAAUAUAAUUGGGUGGUACUUGUAUUGGUGAUGGGAGCUAAAACAAGUACAGUGGCACAAGCUGCUGGUGGCGAUGGUCAAUCGUCAACUGGCACUAAUGACACUACUAUCCAGGGUUUCUCGAUACUGCGAUCAUUGCCAGGUGGUGUUGGUAUGAUACAACAGCAUCAACAGACUAAUCAAACACAAUCAUCCAGAGUACCUGGUGAUAACAGACAGCGUGCUAGAUCUUUGAGCUCAGUGCCUGAUCUAUCGUCUGGGGAACAGGGUAAUUUAGGAAAUUCCGUUGGGGUCAAUGUUGGACAGGCACUUGGUCUUGCUAAUCUCGAUUCUGAUGAUGGGGAUGAGGACAGUGGAAGGGUCUAUGCUGCUCACAGUCUGCCCUCUCAUAUAUGGUCUUUAAAUGGUCUCAAGUGUCCUGUGUGCUCCAAAUUUAUACUACCGGAUGAUAUUGAGUGUCACUUAGUUAUGUGUUUGACGAAACCGCGCCUUAGCUACAACGAGGAUGUAUUAGCUGAUGAGAAGGGAGAGUGUGUCAUUUGCUUAGAGGAGCUACAGCCUGGUGAUGUGAUAGCCCGUUUGCCAUGUCUUUGCAUAUAUCAUAAAAAUUGCAUCGACAAAUGGUUUCAAGUGAAUCGUAGCUGCCCUGAGCAUCCGGGCGAUUGAUUUUGUAAUUGUUGAUUUUGCGAGAUUUUUAAGAAAAAAAAAAAGAAAAAAGAAAGAAAGUUAUUCAGGGAAGAGCAUAUACGAAAGAGAGUUGAAUUUGUACACAUAUAUAAAUACACACGUAUAUCCAACAGAGUGCAUAUAUCGACGUAUAUAGCCCCACUAUAUAUAUGUAUAUACCUGUUUAAUAUGGAGGUAUAUACAUAUAUGUAAGAAUGAGAUUACGUAUUAGUGUAGUUUCAUACCGCCGGUGGGAUGGUGUCUCCUGCCUUUUUACUCAAAAGAAAUAAAUAAAAUCAUGAGGAUA